AACCUAAUCCAAGGUAGAGGGACAGUUAGAAACCAACGGGCGCGCCAAUAUUCGAUAGGAAAAAGAUCCUAAUUCUUGGACAACCUCUUUUCGCUCAAAACCAGACCAUUUAUCGGAGAAGACCGCCACCCAAAGAACCUCCCAAGUCCUUCUCCAAGACCCAAACCCUCCGCCCUCAGCUGAUUUUCUUCCAAGGAAGACGCCCCCAUAACUAUGGCGAAUCCCUCGGCUUCUACUCGGACCGAAGCUUUUCCGGUCGGUCUUCGAGUUCUGGUAGUCGACGACGAUCCCACCUGGCUAAAAAUUCUUGAAAAAAUGCUCCGAAAGUGCUCUUAUGAAGUUACUACAUGUGGCUUAGCAAGAGAUGCUUUGGAGAUGCUUCGUGAAAGAAAAGAUCAUUUUGACAUUGUAAUUAGUGAUGUCAAUAUGCCUGACAUGGAUGGUUUCAAGCUUCUUGAACAUGUUGGGCUAGAAAUGGAUCUGCCUGUUAUCAUGAUGUCUAUAGAUGGGGAAACAAGUAGGGUAAUGAAAGGUGUUCAACAUGGUGCCUGUGAUUACCUUCUUAAGCCCGUGAGAAUGAAGGAGCUAAGAAAUAUAUGGCAACAUGUUUAUAGAAAGAAAAUGCAUGAGGUGAAAGAGAUUGAAGGUCAUUAUAUCAACGAGAAUAUUCAAAUCAUGAAAAAUGGAUCUGAUGAUUUUGAAGACAGGCAUUUAUUUAGUGGAGCUGAUAUAAAUUAUGUGAGAAAACGAAAAGAUGGGGACAAUCAAGAACAUUCUGAUCAAGAAUUUAGUGAUCCUGCAACUGUUAAGAAAGCUCGAGUAAUUUGGUCUGUGGAUCUUCAUCAGAAAUUUGUGAAUGCUGUGAACCAAAUAGGAUUUGAUAAAGUUGGUCCAAAGAAAAUACUUGACUUGAUGAAUGUUCCCGGAUUAACAAGGGAAAAUGUUGCCAGCCACCUACAGAAAUACCGUCUCUACUUGAGGAGAUUGCAGAAGCAGAAUGAGGGGGGAACUUUCAGUGGAAAUAUGCAUUCUGAUUUCAGCUGCGAGGAUGUCACAGGAAACUUCGACAUGCAUAGCUCGACACAGAUGCAACAAAAUGGUGCAUCUUCAAAAUAUACAUUCACAGCUCAAAAAAUCCAAGCUCAAGAAAUGUUCUCAGAUGCCCGUGCAGAUGACUUUAAGAGCAUUUCGUCUUUGCAAGUUACAGGUAGCAAACAAGCUUUAGUAUGCGAUAUUCCUGACUCUCAGAAGGUCAUCAGUGUAUCUCGGUUAGGUGUACUGCUUCCUUCCAAGGAUAUGAUGCUGGGUGCUGGAAAGAAGUCACUGGAGCCAGCUAUAUCAAGGCAGCAGUCAUGGAGUGGAGGUAUUCCAGUUAUGCAAUUUAUGCAGUACCCGAAACAUGACCAUGAACGUUGUAGUUUGUUAGAAGACUACUCAUGUCUGCCCAAGCCUGAUCAAGAACAUCAGGUUUUGUAUCAUCUUGAUACCCCUCCAUCAGUCAUCUCGUUGACAUGCAAUACUGAGAAUGAUAUGUCUGGUCUUUCUGAAUUCAAACCAGUGCAUACAAAUCACAGGAGCAGCCACACUAAAACUGCAUCACCACUGUCUUGUAUGACUGACACCCUGUCUGUUCAAGUUGACAGUGGAUCAAGCAAUACUCAGGACUAUGGAGUAGCAUUCGAAUAGAUGGACCAACAAAUAUAAAAGAUUACUACUACAAUCAAACAUGGAGUUGUUUCGACACCUCCAUCACGAGAAUUGAGUCUUAAAAAUGAGACGGAUUUGGUUUCUUCGCCUGAGGACUUGCAGUUUUGUUCUCUUCAGGGCAUUGGUUGCUUUGAGAAUGUAGGGCUCAAUAGCAUGGAGAUUUUUCAGUACCAUGAUUCAACAUUAGUAACCGAAGUUCAUGGUAACUGGUAUGAUGGCUUGGAAUUUAACAGGGAUUAUUUGUAUGACCCAGUUGAUGAUCCUAUCAUAGAUGAGUAUCUUUUUUCCUAAUCACUCUUUUCAUAUCUGUUCUUCAAAUGGACCACUGUUCAAGAAGGAUAUUGCUCUUUCGUAUGUUCCUAUUUUGGUUCCUUUGGUGGGGGAUGAGCAACAUAGGGUCAGCAUCCUGGUGGGUGGAUUGAAAUGUUUGAUCUAACCACUUAUUCAGGUAAUGGUUGUACUACAGAUAAAAUUGUGAUUGUGUAUACUUGAAAUAUUUAAGGAUGCUGAGUAUUAUACAUCUUUAACGCUUGAAAA
Messenger RNA from Phoenix dactylifera (date palm), 2244 nucleotides. RefSeq names its product two-component response regulator ORR26. Lineage: Eukaryota; Viridiplantae; Streptophyta; Magnoliopsida; Arecales; Arecaceae. Gene Ontology annotation, molecular function: DNA-binding transcription factor activity; DNA binding. Gene Ontology annotation, biological process: cytokinin-activated signaling pathway; phosphorelay signal transduction system. The record is from RefSeq and is a predicted model, not a curated record.